AUGGAUUCUGAACCUGGAUUUAUAAGGACACUGUUUCAGUCGUUUUCCUUGGAAAACACUGACAUUUUCAGAGGACAACGAUUCGGAAUAAAUCUUCCACUGAAUUUUGACUGCCGGAGCAGUACGAGUGUUGAGUCCAGCAGCUCUGGCAGUGGAGUCGAUUGGACGAUGUAUAGAAUGCCGUUGUUACAGAUGCAAUCUUUGGCUGACCACUCUACACAUCUGCGAGCAACCUGUAACUUUCCCACCACCCCCCAUUUCCCCCCCACGGCCUUAAAAAAAAAACAGAUUACGCGCACGCCAAGCUGA
Molecule: messenger RNA, 309 nt
Organism: Porites evermanni
Lineage: Eukaryota; Metazoa; Cnidaria; Anthozoa; Scleractinia; Poritidae
Source: the annotation of a GenBank genome assembly